Racocetra persica is the source of this 304-nucleotide messenger RNA. NCBI's taxonomy places the organism in Eukaryota, Fungi, Glomeromycota, Glomeromycetes, Diversisporales, Gigasporaceae. The record is from the annotation of a GenBank genome assembly.
AAAAUCAAGUGACAACCCUAUUUCUGUUAAUUUUAUAAAUGUUGUUUCUCAAGUUUGUAUCAAUGAACAUCCUUCAGAAUCUAAUGAUGUAAAUCCUACACCAGAAAACAUGAAUCAAAAUAAUUUGUCCAAUACUAAUAAUAGUGCCAUUCCUCUUUCAGAUACUAGAAAAGGCAUUGAUGCUGCUACUGCUAAUAAUAAUAACCUCAUUACAGAUAUUUCCACUAAUCUUCUCCUUUUUCAAGAUAAAAAUGCUAAACAAGCUAGAAAAGAUUUAAGACCUCUUUUAUCCUUAAAAAAAUAA